Molecule: messenger RNA, 792 nt
Organism: Entrophospora candida
Lineage: Eukaryota; Fungi; Glomeromycota; Glomeromycetes; Entrophosporales; Entrophosporaceae
Source: the annotation of a GenBank genome assembly
AUGGGGGUACGUCUACCAAUGUACAUAGCAAUUAAUAACGCGUUAUCCGCUGUAUCAUAUUCUGCUAAUGUUAUUGGUACGCUGGUAAUUGGUAUUCCCUGGGCUGGUAAGGCUUGUAAAAUUUAUGGGUUUUUUGACACAUUCGUUAUUUCAAUGAGAAUAUAUUUAAUAACAAUAAUUACUGCAUUGAUAACUUCUUGUAUUGGUUUACCCUCUUAUGGACCAUCAAAAUAUUGGUGUUGGACUUCGCCUGGUGAAUGGUCACUAGCAAUAUUACUAUCAUUGCUAAUCUCAUUUACAGCAAUAUUAUGCCUAUUUUGUUAUUCAAGAAUAAUUUACAUGAUAUUCACAAUCAAACGACCAGAUAGUAGUGUCAAUGGAGGAAGAAGGGGAAUCAACAACGAGCAACAAAAGACAGCAACAUGUAAAAUCCUAAUUUACACUUUCAAUUAUUUGAUCCAAUGGACGCCAACUUUACCAUUUAUACUUGGGGUUGCAAAUAGCGAUGAUCCGAUUUGGGUUUAUUAUUUAUAUGUCUUGUCAACUAAUAUUGGCAGUGUAUCAAAUGCUAUUCAAUAUAUUUUUAAUGAGAAAUAUUAUAUUAUAGCUGUUGGUGAUAGUAGUGAUAGAGGAUGUGAUAUAGCCGAUGUAGGCGGUGAUGAUGAGAUGAAUAGUGCUAAUAGCGGAAAUAAUGUUAAUAGUGGCAAUAAUAAUAUUGAAAAUGGCAAAAGUGUAGUAGAUGAAAGUGUAGGUGGUAGGGAAGUUACUUUAGAGAAAUAUCCCGUCAAAUAA